Molecule: messenger RNA, 1808 nt
Organism: Phytophthora sojae
Lineage: Eukaryota; Oomycota; Peronosporomycetes; Peronosporales; Peronosporaceae
Exons: 1
Coding region: 225-1808 (527 amino acids)
Molecular function (GO): heme binding; monooxygenase activity; iron ion binding
Source: RefSeq, a predicted model, not a curated record
CAACCUACCUAACAAAUUGAACGCAUUCACAGUCUUGCCAAGACGCCAUCGGCUGGCGACUCCCGCAAAUGCCCGCAGAUGUUGAAGCUGUUCACUGCUGCCCGUGAGUGGACCACCACGAGGGUAUCGACGGGAUCAGCUGGGGCGCUCGCUCUCUCGAGACUUUCUCCUCUACUCCUCAAUUCGGCGUCAUCCGCGCAUUCCGGUGGGCUUCAACAGUACCUAUGUGGACUCUGAGCCAGCACGCCACGUUCGACAAGGCCGCCGCGACAGUCGCGCUCGUGACUGCAGCGUACGUCGGCUGGAACGUCGUGUCGGCCGUCGUAGCGAGACGAGCCGUGAACCGCGUGCUCGCAGACCAGGGGGUCUAUGAGCCUCCGUCGCUGCCCGUGCUGGGCCACACGCUGGACCUGAUGCACAACAAGGACCGCUUCCACGACUGGUUCGCGGAGCAGUGUCUCGCUGCGGGUGGCCGUCCGUGGGUCUUGCGCAUCAUCGGACGCCCACCGACGUUGGUGCUCACGUCACCGCAAGAAAUCGAGGACGUGUUCAAGACGCAGGUGGACAUUUUCGAGAAGGGCCUGGACAUCCGUGAGAUCGGCCACGACUUCUUCGGCGACGGGAUCGUCGGCGUGGAUGGCGAAAAGUGGCAGAAGCAGCGACGCACCGCCAGCCACUUGUUCUCGGUGGGCAUGCUCCGAGACGUCAUGGACGCCGUGGUAAUGGAGAAGACGCUGCAGCUGCGGGACGUGCUGGCCGAGUGUGCUCGCGUGAACCGACCCGUGAGCAUGAAGUCGCUGCUGGCCAAGCUGUCGAGCGACGUGUUCACGAAGAUCGGCUUCGGCGUGGACCUCAACGGCCUGGGAGGUGACGUCGACGACGACAUGGAGCACCCGUUCAUCAAGGCCGUCGAGACGUAUGGGUCUGUCUUCCAGUCGCGACUUCAGAGUCCGAUGUGGCUCUGGCGGCUGAAGAAGCGCCUGGGUGUUGGCGAGGAAGGCGAGCUUCGCAAGGCUCGAGUCAUUGUGCACGACCUCGUGAUGGAGAUUAUGAAGAAGUCCAUGGCUAGCAAGAACUCUGCAACCGGUUCAAAGCAGCAGAAGGACUUGAUCACGCUCUUCAUGAAGACAAUGGACAGCUCUGCCGACGUGAUGGAGGUGCGCGACGCCGUAAUGAACUUCUUCUUGGCCGGCCGAGACACCACCUCAUUCAGCAUGUCCUGGAUGAUCGUCAACAUGAACCGGUACCCGCGGGUCCUCGAGAAGAUUCGCGCCGAGAUCAACGCGAACCUGCCCGAGCUGCUUACAGGCGAGAUUCAAGCUCCUUCCAUGGCAGACCUCCAGAAGCUGCCGUACCUGGAGGCAGCGAUGAGGGAGAGCCUUCGCCUCUAUAUGGCCACCGUGCAUCGUGCGCCCAACCGGUCGACCACGCUCAGCGGAGGUCUUCACGUGCCGUUCGGCACGCACGUGAUCGUGCCGACGUACGCAAUGGGGCGAAUGCCGACAGUUUGGGGCGAAGAUGCCGCCGAGUACCGCCCCGAGCGCUGGAUCGGCGAGGACGGCCGCGUGCUCAAGGUGUCGCCCUUCAAAUUCUUCAGCUUCCUGGCCGGCCCGCACCAGUGUCUUGGCAUGCGCUUCGCUCUGUUGGAGAUGCAGACGGUCAUGGCAGUUCUGCUCAGCCGCUUCGACAUCAAGACGGUGGAGAACCCGUUCGAGAUCACCUACGACUACUCGCUCGUCAUUCCCGUCAAGGGCCCACUGAUGGCCAACAUCCACGAUCGAUCGACGUCCGUGGCGGCUAGCAGCUAA